UUAGAUUUUAAUGGGUCAUUCGAAUUUAUUCUUUCCACAAGGUAUGACAAUAAUCGUUAUAAUAUACCGAUGCAGGACCACAGCUCGUCAGCCUAAAUGUUUGAUUUUAUUAGUAUUAGUUAAAAGAAAAGAAGAAAAAAAUAUAACUAAUGUGGGGAACGUUUGGGAUUUCGGAGAUGAAUAUUUGGUGCUCUCUUAAUAUUGUGAAUGGAGAAUACAAACUUCCGGUUCCCAAUGUCACUUUCUGUUAGUUUGAAUGUAAACUCGAUAUCUCUAAGUAGUGCAGUUUUCGACAAUUUUCCUCAUUAAAAACAAGAUGGAAAGUAAGGAAGUUCUGCACAGAUAUAAUACUGACAUAACCAAUGAAUUUUUCUACAAAUACAGAGAAAAGAUACAUCCCAGCAUUUUAACAAAAUUGUUUUAUGGAGAUGACAGAGAUUUGUUAACCAAAACAUUGAAUAGUACAAAAUUAGGCUUAUAUGGCGGUGAGUAUUUUCCCUAUUAAAUUUAUGUAUGUUAUAUUAAAUAUUUGGUAAUUUACCACUUGAGCGUCGGCCAAGAAAAAAUCCAGCUGUUCCGGUUUGAAGGGCUAUUUAAACACUUAUUAUUAUCUUGUUUUUACGAGGUUGUACAUAUUCAUUCCAGCACAUAUACAGUAGAACAAAUAACACAAGACAAUUUAAAAAAAAAUAGAAAAUGUAAAACAAUUUAAUUUAAAAAAAAAAUUAAAUAGAAGAAAUCAAACAAUGUAAUGUGUAAAAAUGACAUUAUGCAUAAUUCUCCCCCAAGGCGAGAAUGAAGUUCUUGAAAAUAUCAUUUGGGGGAGAACUACUGUGAAUUUACCGAAGAAGUAAGAUUACAAAAAUAUAGUCCAUUCAAUUAUCUUUCAUUUGUUACCUAAUUUUGUCUUACAAACCCUACAAUAAUUUUAAAAAUAUUUUUAAUAAACCCUAACACUCGUUUCUCGGACUUGGGUCCGAAUAGCUGCAGCCUUAUAGUUUAUAUAAGAUUCUGUGUUCGGACUCCCUUUCGUAUAUUUUUAGGGAAUUAUUUUUUAUUUAUUAGUAUUAAUACACCUCAAUACCGCCCCCGCACGCAGUUUGCGCAUGUCUGAAAGUAACGCAAAAACUUGUGUGGCAAUAUUAAUAUACGGCAUAGCGAGGGUGUUGUUUUUUUGCAUUGUACUUCACAGUUUGUUAAUAAUAGUAUUUAAAUUAUCGGUGACGUGGAGCACAUAUUUUUCCAAACACUGGAAUACCAAAUUUGCAGCAUUUAGAAUCUUGUGACCGGUAACGCAUUUAAUUUUUUCAUCAGUAUGUACGUUAAUUGCUUAUUACUUUUUAAUGUAAAAAUUCAAAUGCAUAGUGGUUUAGCUCAAUACUUCUUCUUCUUCUUCUAUAUCUUAAGGGCCCUAUUUUGGCUCCUAUGCAUGUAGAUGGGAUUUGCAAUGUUUCUGUUACUGGUGUGGAUGAGGAAAUCAUGCACAAGGGGUUUGAAGGCUGGAGGCAAUAGACACAAAUGUGUCUAGUGUUGUCGCCUCAACCGUUCCUUUUGAAAGAUUGUUCCAGUCCCCGAUUGUCUUGGGCAAGAAUGAGCAGCUCCUAUACUGGCUUCUUGCUGGUAGGAGCCUGAAUUGCCUGUCAUGGCCUUGUCGCUGUCUAUGGGGGAGAGGGACGAGUUUCUGUUUAAUACUGGAACAGUGGACCAGCCCAUUAUUUAUCUUGUACAUCAUGGAGAGCCUGGAUUGUCGUCGUCGUUUCUCCAAUGGUGACCAGCCUAGUGUUUCUAGCAUGCUGCCAACACUAGAGGUAUUCCUGUAGCGGUUUAGGACAAAGCGUGCUGCUCGUCGCUGGACCGCCUCCAACCUGUCAAUGCUCUUCUGGGUAAAUGGGUCCCAGACUGAAGAUGCAUAAUCUAAAAUCGGACGGAUAAAGGCUUUAUAUGCUCUUUCUUUCACACAGGAGUUGCCAAUCUUUAGAUUUCGCCUUAAGAACCCUAAGGCUUGGUUUGCUUGGUUACAUACAUUGUUAAUAUGCUCGUCCCAGCGGACCUCUCUUUGAAUGGUAACACCCAGGUACUUUACGGAGGAAACUUGCUCAAGAAUAUGGCCGUGCAGUUUGUAUUGGUAGUGUAGAGGAGUACAACUUCUAGAGAUUGAUAGUGUCUGGCACUUGGCAGGGUGAAAUUCCAUGUCCCAGCUUAUCUCCCACUCAGCUAACAGAUUGAGAUCCUGUUGUAGCUGGUCCUGGUCCGAUCUGUUGGCGAUCGUCCUAUACACUGCAGUGUCAUCUGCGAACAGUCUUGCCUGUGAUGUCAGUUUCUCGGGUAGGUCAUUAAUGUAUGCUAGGAACAAACAGGGGCCCAGGACUGAUCCCUGGGGGACCCCUGACUUCACAUCGACAAAGGAGGAGCUUGUACCACCCACCACUACUGCUUCAUUCAUUCACACAGUUUAAUAACUUUACUUCAUUAAAAUUAGCCCUAGCGCACAAAAGUUAUGCCCAUCUGACUGGAAGGUGUAAGAAAAUAAAAUUGUUAUUAGUCACCCGAGUCAUCCCCCCUCACACAAAAAAGUGGGUUGUCGGAAAUGGUUCUUGUUACCAAUUUAAUUUAAAGAUAUUUUCAUUGAUUCAUUAUAGUUCAUCUUUGAUAAAACAUUUUUUGCAAGAGAAAAUUUUAACUUUCUGUUGCAAACUUGGAAUUCCUUCCAUAUCCAAUAAGGCGGAACGUUUGGAUGCAGAUGACUGCGACAAAGUUUAUGAAGGAGAGAUUUAUGGGAUUCAUCAACAAGACAACGAAGUCACUGUAGGGCAUUCUACCCAGAAAAUGGCAGGCAGAAGAUUCCCAUUACCUUUUAAAUUUAAUGACAUACCCCGUACGGAUAUGCUUGUAAUUAGUUUUAUGGGUGAGAUUAGUAGUUUUUAUUUAUAAUCUCAUGCAUUCAAUUUUAUUUAAAAAAAGACAUCUACUUACCUUUUAUUAAUAUAAGAAUUGAUACAAAAUUAAACUGAAGAAUAUAAUUCAUUAAAAUUAAAGUUAAAGUAUAAAUUAACAUGUUAUUUUUUGGUUUUUCUUUUAAAAAUCAUGAUUUUUCCAAUUUUUCUGUUUAUGUUUUUUCUAACAAAAACUCCAAUAAAAUUAUCCAAAAUACAAAGACUUAAUGUUAUGUAAAAGUUUUGUUGUUUGUUGUGUUGUAUAUUGCACUGAGAAUGUCUCCUGAAAAUUCGGUGUCAUUAUCUUUUAAAAUAAAAAAGUUGUGGACAAAUAAAGCAGAAAUGUGGAAAGUUGGUCACUAGUUUUUUUUAGUUAAAUACAAAGAAAAAUUAGGAGGAUUAAAAAAGUCACCAAAAAAAUCUUUUUUUCCAUAACAGACAGAAAGAUGAAAUUGGUGUUUUGUAAAGGUUAAAGGUAGCCCUUUAAAAUGAUGUAUCAUUUGUGGCAAUUGGACAAUAUUUAAAAUUUGUGUCAAAGUACCUAUAUAAUUGUUGUUUUUUUGUUUGUUUCCUGAGUUUAUUUUCGGAUAAAUGGAAAAAUGAAAUGAAAGCUUAAAAUAAACAUGACAUAACAUUUUAAUUUAUUUUUUGAAAAUUUACAUUACCGUUUAUUGAUUGGAAGAAGUGGCGUCGAGGAAUAUUUCAACAUUGAAGUGCUACUACAAAAGUUGAUGUGAAUAAUUAGCGGAUAGUAAAAUAAAAGUUAAAUUUUAUGUUAAUUAUAUUACUUGCCAUUUUGCUUCCAUCUAAGUGUCAUUCUGAGCGUUUGAAAAUAUAAGAAAGUUGGCUUUGUUGGUAAUGUUUAUGAAAAAUAGAGAAAUUAUUUUUUAUAUGAGGUACUUUAAAAUUAUGCAGAUAUAGAAAAAAGAAUGAUACAAUUAAAAUUACGUAAUUGCUUCAUUUGUGGAAAAUGGGUUUCAUAUUGAAUUUAUUUAUUUAUGUAUUCUAUUGAUUUUCUUAUAAUGACUGGAUAUUGUUUUUGGUGGAACUUGAAGUAAAAUGUGUAAAAGUGUAUUCCAUAAAACUGUAAGUUUGGUUUUCAUUAUUUUGAAAUUAUUUUAUUUUGUUUUUAUCAGUGUGUAAUUGUAGAAGUGUGGCCGAAAAUAUGUUUUUUACUUGGGACUUGAGGUUUAGCGGUUUAGGGUUAGUUUUAGGGUUCAUGUUAGGUUUAGUGAUAAAUUUAGGGUUCAGGUUUGGUUUAAAGAUAGGUUGUUUUUUUUUCAGGUUAAGGGAUGGCAGCUGCCCACCAAUAAAAUUAUGUAUCACCUGAUUUUACUUCAUCAAAUUUGCAUGAUUUUUGCUAAUUAUUUACAUUUUUAAAUUUGCAAUUUGUGGAUUUUUUCGCUUCUUCCAUAUUUUCCAUUAUUUUCCAUUUUUAUGGAACAAACUUUUUAAAAUAAACUAUUAGUUUCUGUUUUUAAAAAAAAGAAAUCUACGUGUAAAAUUGCUUAUUUUCCUAUCUUUCAGUAAGUAGUUGAAAUAACACAUUCUCUCCCAUCCUCUCCCUUUUUUAUCACAUGUUUGUUUGCACUAUUUUUAUUUUACUCCUUCGCGUACUUCAUUGACACAAUCUUUGACCUUAGACGGAUCGUGUCAACCAAGAUGGUGGCCAUGGAAAAAAAAUGUCGUAAUCUCUUUGCAUUUACCCAAAGUUGUCUGUUACAAAAACUAUUGUUACAAAAACUUGCUGUUGUAAAUUAAUUAUGUUCUGACCCAAUUAUUAAAAGUAUUGGGUCUGAAAUGUUUAAUGUUUGUAUUAACAAACAAAGGUUCCUUUCCUCUACGCUUUGAUUAGUACUGCUAUUAUGGUUAUGUCUAGGGUACGAUUAAUUUCCUGAUGAAGUAUUCUACACUAAUCCUACUUCACACUCACUCUAUCAUUCAAGGAAAACUCUCACUAGCUCUCACUUGCAAGUCUAUUAAUACUUAAACUAUACUAAUAACACAAGAGUGGUUCAGCCCACAAAUAAAUAUUUAAUUAUAAGAAAACAGAACUAUCAGCAUACAAAUUACAUAUACUAUACACAUAAACAGGAUAACAAGAUACUGCCCAAUAUUAUUGUAUAGUAGGCUCUCAAUGGCGAUCUGGUCGAAUAAGCAAGUCCCCACACACACACACCACAGCGGCCCUCUGCUCGGGUCACAACGUACUGCGGGGUUGGGCGGCUUGACUGCGUAAGUGUCUCCGGUCACUGGCACUGCGAGGAGGUAGGUGCCGACUUUGAACUUUACUGUGGGUAACACACACACAGUAUAUGCUACCGUCUUGUUGAUUCCUUUGGCUUAUCUCCUGCUAAUAACUGCGACUCCUUUACUGAACUGUACUAGCUUUAGUUCCAGAUAUUAUUUAUUGAACACCUCUGACCAAAUAUUUACUUUACAAAUACUUUCUGGUCAAAUAUUCUUUACUGGCCAAAUGUUACAUACUGUAACUUAUUUCAUGUAAUUUCUUCACUUUACGUAACUUCAGUUUACUUCACUUUACGUAACUUCAGUUUACUUCACUUUACUUAACUUUACUUUACUUAACUGGCUAGAAAUGAGAAUAAUAAAUACAAUGCAUAAGACAUAGCUAAGAAUUACAAAUCACAUCACAUUAUAAAUUAUUAAUAGUUAUCAUAUUCAAACAUUAACAAUAGUAACUAUGGUCCUACCAUUUUCUUAAUAACAUUACAUCUACGACUCUACAUACCAGUACAUAUGAAUAUGAAAUAGAACAAUACUAACCCGACACAAUCGGAUAAACACACUUUAUCAGCUAAUUAUGCCAGCCAGGCUCUUCUGACAUAAUUCAGGUAAGAGAGGCCGAUACAUGAUUUGGGCUUUCAAUAUAUACUCUAAGUUUGGCGUGCUUGUCCCGCAUUUAAGCGUGGCAUCCCAGAGUCGUGUUUAAAUGACUCACAAGCGUGGCUUCGGAUUCCGUUACGCGUUGGUCAUCAGAGUGACAACUCAGAGUUGGGACGCUUGAUAAGAAUGAGUGUAUUGCUUAAACUGGGUCAUGGCCAAAGUGAAUAAGUUCAUUUCCAUUGUUAUUUGAGUCUACUUGUAUUAUUUUAAGGCCCAGCCUAAUUGUGUCAUAUCGCGUGGGGUAGCGCUGAACGCGUGGGGUAGCGCUGGAGAGAGUGGAGCCAGCGGGUCUCACAAAGGUGAGGACCAGCGGGUCUCAACAUUGUCCUAGGAAAUAAUUUAAAUUAUCAAAUCAGCUAUCCCUUUCUAUCAACUUUGAAUUCAUUGAGCAAAAAACAAAAUGUGACAGGAUGACUCCAAAAAUCAGGUGUUGUUCGUCCAUCAAAAUCGACUAGGACCAUUGAGUCAUCCGGUUGGGGUGAGGGUGGGUUACGGUGAGCUCGUAUGUGGCUUGCUAACCCGAUCCAUGCUCGGAAUAAUCUCUGGCAUCGCGGGCAGGGGAUUGUUGCUGCAGUCGGUGAUCUAAUGUUGCUUGCUAGCCUACGUGUCUCAGCUGUGGUUAUCCUACUGGCUUCAUGAGAUUUAGCCCUCGUCUUGACAGUUGCUCUCCACCUGACUCUGUCCUGGGCUGUCUGCACCCAUUGACUAGGGUUGAUGCUGAAGGACAUUAAUGCCGCUUUCAGUGAGUCUUUGUUAAUUUUUUAAAAAUCUUUUUGGGAGCGCUUGCCUAUCAUGAGUUCUCCGAAGAAUAUCUACUUUGGGAGCUGGUGGUCUUCCAUACGGGCUAUGUGUCCCAUCCAACGGAGUUGAGAAUGCAUCAGGGGGGUGUAGAUACUUGGUAGGUUCGCUCUAGCGAGGACCUCUGUGUCAGGAACUUUGUCUUGCCACCUGAUGCAGAGGAGUUUUUUUGGGAGGUUGUUCAGUUUCUUGGCGUGACGCUGGUAAGCUGUCCACGUUUCACAUUCAUAGAGCAAAGUCGAGAGGACUGCUGCGCUAUAGACCUUGAUCUUCAUUUCAUUUCUUAUACCUCUCCUGCCCAAACAGUACAGAGGAAUUAAGAUUUUGCGAGUCUUGCAUUCAUUUCAUCAUCCAUGAGGACUGAUCUGGAGAGGGUGCUGCCCAAGUAUGUAAAUUUAUCCACCCUGUUUAAGACGCUGUCCGCUGAUGAUGAUGUUGGAUUCAACGUAGGGCUUACUGGGAGCUGGCUGAUACAUCACCUCAGUCUUCUUUGUGUUGAUUGUAAGGCCAAAGUUAUUGCAGGCCUCAGAGAAGACAGCAACGCUGUGUUGCAUGACGGCUUCUGAGGCAGCGUUGAGUGCAUAAUCGGUAUGGGUGUAAUCAUAAGCUUGUUAAUUGUAAUUUAUUGUAUAUGUUUCAUUUACAGUCAUCCAAUCCGAAGCUAGAUUAUCUAGUUCAGAGCUCUGCAACCUGUGUGCCUAGUGGUCCCUGCAUCGUAAUUCCCCUAGGAAUUGUGAAGAUGAUAUAAUUGUUUGAAACGAAAGCGACAAUGAUUGGCUCAUAAUGCUUAAUAACAAGCUGUUAAACGUUUCAUGUCAAAUAGUAUGCACAUAUGUAGGUUUAAAUUUGGCGUGGGACUCACACAUGAAAAGUCACUAUCCCAAUGUGUCUGAAGCAGCAAGUGAAAUAUGUCUCUAUUUCUUUGAUUGCAUGCAUUUCACAUCUCUACUGUCUUAGUACUGUGUGAUAGUUCUACUUGGUGUUGAUUGCUGAUUCUUUAAAAAUUGUUUACACUUACAAGGUAACAUCUAAUUACCGUUAAAUGAAAACAAAUAAACCACAAAGUCUCAUCCUGAGUCAAAAUGGACCCAGACACGCAGCGCUGCCAUUCGCACCUGGGUACCAUUAGACUCAAGCUCAUGUGGAUGUCAUUUGUUGUAGUUUAUUUUAGUAAAAGUGAAGAAUUAAGUUUACAAACAUAUAGUCCAUUCAAUUAUCUUUCAUUUGUCUUACAAACCCAACAAUAAAAUUUUAAAUAGUUUUUUAAUCUCAACCUCUUACUUCUGGUACCUGGGUACCAAUAGUCGCAGCCAUUUUAAUUUUGUCUUUUAAUGGUAAAUAUUUCUUUGUGUUUAAUCAGUAUCUGUACAGAUUUAAAAAAAAAAAAAAAAUAGAUAUAAAAUUUACACUUUUAAGUAGAUACAAGCAGUUGCGUACAAAAAAAGUGUAAAGAGAUUUUUAUUUUAAUUUUGUUUUUUAAUGGUAAAUAUUUCUUUGUGUUUAAUAAGUAUCUGUACAAAUUUAAAAAAAAAAAAAAAAAUAGAUAUAAAAUUUACACUUUUAAGUAGAUACAAGCAGUUGCGUACAAAAAAAGUGUAAAGAGAUUUUUUAUUUCUGCUCUAUUGAUAUACACCCUUGAACAGUGUUGACUAUUUUAUAUAAUUGUCCUGUUAUAAAAAUCUACCAUGGCUCAUGUUAUUUUCAAGUCUAUAAGAAAUUUGAAAAAACACAUUUUAAAUGUUUGUACCGGUACGUGUAAACAACAGCGAACCACAUUUUUUUUCCUUUCAUGUUUUAAUUGUGGUUUGCCAUGGAAAUCUAAGAAGGGUCUAUUUGUGUCCUGUGGGGAAAAAGGUUGAGAAGCCUGAUCUACUAGAUAAGACAGUAGAUAACUGAUGGUUAAAUAAAAGAGCAGGAUGCCACCUGAACCACCAGACUGAACAGGUUGCCACCAGAGCAGGGACAUUUGGAGGAGGUGUAUGGUUAAUUGUUAUUAUUUUUAGUAAUUUUAUAUACUCUCUGUUGGUCUAUUGUAUCUUCAUAUGUUUGUAUCUCCUAUCUGAAGAUAUUCACCCCUACUACUUGUAGUGAAAUAAUCUAAAUCCUACAAUAAUAUUGGUGGCAGUUGAAUGAUUUAUUGUGUAUAUUAACUACCUACCUAAAUUUCCGUUUACUUUAUUUGAGAUUUAGGCAAUGGCUUUGGAUUUUUAAAUAAGUUAAAUUGUCGCUAAAACUCAAUAAAAUCACUCUGGCACACAAACUCAAAAUAAACCUUUUCAAAUGAAUUUAUUUUCAGCCAUUGCCAUGGGUGGACUUGUAUAUUCAUAUCAAAAAGCGCCUCCAUUUAAUCACUAUGCUGCUAUUGAGAGAUCUUUUACUCAUGGCACACCCUGGUGUAAGAAUUUAACUUGUUUAUUUUUAUACAUAUUCUAUAAAAAAAAUUUUUUUAGCAUAAUUCCUUCUGGAAAUUAAUAAUUCAUUAACAAUUUUCAACUCUUAGUUGUUUGACAUAAAGAUAUAAUAUAAUUUAUUUAAUGCAUUAUUUUCUUGUCAAAUUUUUUCUUCUCUCACCAUUGGUACUAAGGUUUCAGCAUAAUGUAAAAUUAAAUUAUUAUGAACACUCUGAACAGGUUAAGAAUUUAUCAUAUAUUUAAUAUGUUUUAGGUGAAAUGUUUUUAAUUUAAAUGUUAAUGUAUUAAAUAAAUAUUUGUUUCUUCUGAAAGAAACUAGUUAAACUAUAAAAUGCAUUUAAUAAGAGGGAAUGUGUUUUAAAUCUCAGUGAUUGCUGGCAUAGCUUAUGGCCUGGCAGUAGGUGCAAGUGCUCAACUAAGAGACGCAGAUGGACCCUUAAAUCACCUUUUUGGAGGAAUUGCCGGUGGAACUAUGCUGGGAACCUGGUGUAAGUUAACUAUCAAUACGUGUGUCCAGUACAUAUUUAUGCUGGGAACCUGGUGUAAGUUAACUAUCAAUACGUGUGUCCAGUACAUAUUUAUGUUGGGAACCUGGUGUAAGUUAACUAUGAAUACCGUUGAUAACCUUUCACAGCAAAUGACGCUUAUGUUGUCAACAUUGCCGUUGAUAGCCUUUCACAGCAAAUGACGCUUAUGUUGUCCUAAACCGCUACAGGAAUACCUCAAGUGUUGGCAGCAUGCUAGAAACACUAGGCUGGUCACCAUUGGAGAAACGACGACGACAAUCCAGGCUCUCCAUGAUGUACAAGAUAAAUAAUGGGCUGGUCCACUGUUCCAGUAUUAAACAGAAACUCGUACCUCUCCCCCAUAGACAGCGACGAGGCCAUGACAGGCAAUUCAGGCUCAUACCAGCAAGAAGCCAGUAUAGGAGCUGCUCAUUCCUGCCCAAGACAAUCAGGGACUGGAACAAUCUUUCAAAAGGAACGGUUGAGGCGACAACACUAGACACAUUUGUGUCUAUUGCCUCAAGCCUUCAAACCCCCAGUGCAUGAUUCCCUCACAAAGUGGCACUGGAAAUCUGUGAAAUUUCCUCAUCAACACCAGGAACAGAAACAUUGCAAAUCCCAUCUACAUGCAUAGGAGCCAAAAUGAUCAAUAAAUUGAUCGUGGGCCCUUAAGAUAUAGAAGAAGAAGAAGAAGAAGAACAUUGCCGUUGAUAGCUUUUCACAGCAAAUGACGCUUAUGUUGUCAACAUUGCCAUUGAUAGCCUUUCACAGCAAAUGACGCUUAUGUUGUCAACAUUGCCGUUGAUAGCCUUUCACAGCAAAUGACGCUUACGUUGUCAACAUUGCCGUUGAUAGCCUUUCACAGCAAAUGACACUUAUACAUUAUAUCAGGAUUUCUCAACCUGGGGUGCAAGCAUCAGCAGGGGUAUCGGGGGCAUUUCACGGUGGUGCAAGGAAAGGGAAUCAUUAGAACAGAGGAGACACUAACUUUCAGUUAUGAUAUGAAUAUUUUUAUGUUUUAAAACAUGACUACUUGAAGUCACUCAGUCACUAGUUCAUCCUCAAAGUUCUAGAAAUCUCUUUUCAAUUCAAUUAAUAAAUUAAAAGCCCAUUAUUUUAAAAUGAGAUUUAGUAAAACUUUCUCAGGAGAUGCAAGACUAGUCAGAUAAUUUGGGUUUACAAAAAAUUGUUUUUGUAUUCAUUGAGUGUUACAAUUCUUAGUUUAAAAUUCAAAUAAAAAUUUCUGCUUUUGAGCACUAUUUGCAUUUACUUUAACAUAAAUGUAUGUCAAUUUAAAUUAAUUUUACCUAGUUCUUUGUGGAUUCUGUGCCCUAGAUUAAGAAGGAUGAACGAUUCAUCAGGGAACAAAAACCAGAGAGCAUUUUUUAAAUAAAUGUAUUUAUAUCUAUAUUUUUAAAUUUAUAUUUUAACCACUUUUCAAAUUAUUUUAACAUCCUCAUUUCUUGUACCCAAAUAUAACAUUUCAAAUAUUGCUGUAGAUGAGUGCAACUGGUAAAAGCUUUCUGCUUCAAAAGUUAAUUGUUCUACUGUAACUUAUAACACAGAGCUGUUUUUAAUGUUUUGUGUUAGUGAACAGGAAAUUAUGCUGUUGUGUAUAGCAACGCAUUCCGAUAUAAGAUAAAUAUUUUUUUCUUGUUUUUAUCCAUUCAACAGAUAAGUCAGUGCGCUUUGGAGCCGGCUCAAGUGUCACACUUGUUUCAAUUGGUGCUGUUUGUAAAUUCUUGGCUGAUAGGGAUGAGUUGACGCCACAGAUUGUCAGGAGACCUCGUGUCUUUAAUAGUUACCGCACUGGGUGGUUCACCGAACGACCCAACCCUGAAGGCAUUCAGGAUGCCGAGCUGGAUGAUACAUAUAAGUUAUACAAACCUUGAUCUUUUUAAACAUUACUUGUUAACUGAUGAUAUAUCUGACUUACUUUUCUUGUUGUGCUGGUUAUGUUUGUAAAUAGUUUUGGGUUUUCCUUUUCAAUAACCAAACUAUUUUGUCUUUGUUAACAAAGUUAAAAGAAGUUGAAAUUAGGAAGAGUUUUUUUAUUAUUUUUAACUAAAUUAAACUCUAGAUGGGUUUAAAAUUUACAUACAGGUUAUCCUGUUUUAUGUUAGAUAGGUCACCAUACCUCAUCUUAGAUACAAAAUGUGUGUGCUGUGUUGAUUAUCAGACAAAUUGUUUUAUUUCACCGAUAGACAUUUCACAAAAUCUCUGUUCACUGUGCUCUUUUUUCAAACCAAUGAUAAUAUAGAUGUUCUUAAAAUUGAAUGUUAUUGAAUAUCUGGUUGUCUCCAUCUUUACCACAAAAAACGAAAAGGAGUGGUAACAAAUAAUCAUGGUUUGAACAUAUCAGCAUGCUGUUUCACAUUAUGAAUUAUGAAGAUAUUGUGAUGCUUCACUUCAGUGAAGGGGUGCCAAUAGUGUAAACUUAAGCAGAACACCACUGUCGAUUUCCACAGAAGAGUAUGUAAGCUCAAAUUGAAGUUUGGGUAAAUUUUGUUAGUAUACUUUUGAUUAUAUCAAAUAUCUCAGAAUCAUAGAUUUCAACAGAAACAAAGUUGUUGUUUCAAAUAGAUAAUAAAAUCAGUUGAAUGUAUUCAGUGCAUCAAAGUGUUGACUUUUUCCUAACUCAUAAAAAAAGGCGAAGUUAAUCUUUUUCCUUUGGCUAACUAAAUAAAAUAAAAAAUGUGCAUAGAAGAGAAAGCCUCAUUAUUUACAUAAAUAUGUACUGGGUACAGACUCAAAUUUAUUUCUCCGAACUCACCAUAAGCAUAAAAAUAUUAUCUGACCCAACUUUAUCACCCCACCCCCCAUUUCCCCCAGUGUAUAGUAAUAAAGUAGUAAUUCUGUGUAUGGUUACAAUGUAGUAAUUCUUGUGUCUGAAAAAGCAAGAUCCUUAAACAACAUUAUUACUACCCCUAGUACAUAAAAUCUCUAUUUGCAACAAACUAUCCCUAGUAAAAUAAAUGUCUAUUUUUCAACAAACAUGU
Molecule: messenger RNA, 12554 nt
Organism: Lymnaea stagnalis (great pond snail)
Lineage: Eukaryota; Metazoa; Mollusca; Gastropoda; Lymnaeidae
Source: the annotation of a GenBank genome assembly